AUGAAACAGAUUGAUAAGUGGUGGUACGACUUACGUCAAGGGAAGUUUCCGCUGGUGCAAGCUGAUGCAGACUUCGUCGACGAUUCGGGCCCCGAUCGGGUUGGCGCUAGUGGUGGCGGGGGCAAACGUAUUAGCAGUGAUAGCCACGGAGGCGGUGGAGGUAGCCCAGGAACGGGGGGUACGAAUGCUCGUCCUAGUGCUUCUGGUGGAGAGGAUGCAGCUCACGAAAAAGGACCAGAUGAUGACGAAGACGAACCCCCAACACAAGUGACAGCCUCCGCCCAGGAAUCGGUGCAGCCAGGCAAAGGCUCAAAGGUUCGACUGACAAACAAGAGGCGUGUCGGUCGACCACGGUUGAAUCGUGCUCAGAUGAGAGAGAAGGCAGCAUUGGCGCUGAAAGAAUACAACAAUGGAAUGAAACUCAGAGCUCUACUACGCGAUAAGGACGUGACGGAAGUGGCAGCAACGCUGGAAUUGAUUAAGCCAGGUGUCCGCGAGCUCAGCUCGUUUUUGACUACGCAUGAAACAAAGAAGAAAGGUGACGGAAAAUCAAUCCAGUGGAUGUCGGACACGGAAUAUAUUUGUGAGGUUGUGCGCUUCCGACUACCGGAGUCCGUCGUUGAAGACGCUCCAGCUAAACUGAGACGUGGUUUGGCAAAAGGGGAGGAGAUUGAGCUGGACAGUGAUGGAGGGGUGACACGCGAAACGGAAGGUUACGUGGCCGCCAUUGAGAAAAACAACGUGACGGUGAUGGUUCCUCCUCUUAAGAAGGGUAAGAUGGGGAAGCACAUACUCGCACCAACGUCGCUGGACGAGGUUGCUAGUGGUAUUGAGGCGCAUGCUUUUGUAUUUAUGCCGGUCAAUUUUGGUGGAGUUCAUUGGGGAUGCAUCGUAGUGGACCGUGAAGCGCGGCUAGUGAAGACGUAUGACACAUGGGAUGAAGCUUACAGCGACAUCGAAGUGACGGAGCCGAAGCAAACAGAUAGCGAUAGCUGCGGGGUGUUUGCGUACCGUCUAUUGUGGACGUGCGUUGAAAGCGAAGUACCAAGUGAUGUGUCUCCCAGUGGCGUCACCAAGCUGCGUUGGGCAAUGCUGCACAAGAUCACCACGAUGAAGCGUAGCUAG
Messenger RNA from Phytophthora sojae, 1125 nucleotides. RefSeq lists its product as hypothetical. The transcript has 3 exons. NCBI's taxonomy places the organism in Eukaryota, Oomycota, Peronosporomycetes, Peronosporales, Peronosporaceae. Gene Ontology annotation, biological process: proteolysis. Gene Ontology annotation, molecular function: cysteine-type peptidase activity. Bases 1 to 1125 code for a protein of 374 amino acids. The record is from RefSeq and is a predicted model, not a curated record.